This is a messenger RNA of Mitosporidium daphniae, 483 nucleotides long. RefSeq lists its product as uncharacterized. NCBI's taxonomy places the organism in Eukaryota, Fungi, Microsporidia. Bases 1 to 483 code for a protein of 160 amino acids. The record is from RefSeq and is a predicted model, not a curated record. The transcript has 2 exons.
AUGUCAUGCCUUAAAAUAAUUAAAUUAUCGCCUAUUGCGUCUUCUGCUGGCUUUGAGGGUGUGGCGUGGGGUUCAAAGGGGGCUUUAGGGCUUUCUCCGCAAGUUAUAGCCAUUAAAAUAUAUAUUAGGGAGCAGAGGUCCAAAUUAAGAUGGAAAGGCGAAAUUCCAAUUGCUAAAUUGUACAUUCCCUUGCUUUUUGUCUUCAUUGGAUUACAAAAUCGAUUUAAAGUCUCAUGUCGGGCAACAAAUCGUGCUGUUCGACGCAAUCUUGCAACAGCCAAGACGCCAUCAGCAAUUCUUGUGGUGCUAAUUGCAAUUGUGGCAGUGAUUGUAGCUGCGCCUCGUCAAAUAUCCAAUCAUGUGAUUGUUCAAGAACAACCGGCGAUUUAUCCAGAGCAAGGGUGUGCACUUGCGGAGACAUCUGCAAAUGCAAGGCUCCCGUUGAAGCCAAAUGCCAAUGUUCAAGAGCAACUGGAGACCUAA